Messenger RNA from Pollicipes pollicipes, 383 nucleotides. RefSeq lists its product as uncharacterized. Bases 21 to 341 code for a protein of 106 amino acids. The transcript is spliced from 4 exons. The record is from RefSeq and is a predicted model, not a curated record. Lineage: Eukaryota; Metazoa; Arthropoda; Thecostraca; Pollicipedomorpha; Pollicipedidae.
CGCUGGCUGGCUUCUGCCUGAUGGCGCUGCUGCCGCUCUGGUUCCUGACGCGGACGUACUGGUACAGCCAGCUGCUGGGGCCCAGCCUGCUGAAGCCGUUGCCCGACAACGUGGUGGUCGUCGGUCUUGUGGUGCACGUCCUGCUGUGGAUGCUGGCCGCCGUCAACCUCCGCCACUACUGGCGUCUCGUCUGCUACUGCUGGCGCUACCUGUCUGGUGAGGUUGCGGAGCUGGGAGAGCCGUUUGGGCAGCAGGAUCCGGCUCCACCAGGCGCGUCCGAGUCGACCGGGGACGACGGGGACAGCAAUGACCCGCCUCAAGAGAAAGAUAAGGAGGCGUAGAGCGGCGAGGGCGGCGGCGGCGGCCGUCGCGGCGGAUGGGCC